CAAAUUCUGACUUUUGACCUUAAACCGACGUUAAUGUUUCUUGUAUUUCCGAUGAGAUGUGUAUUCUUUAAGUGUAAAUAAGCAGUUCAAUUGAUAGUUGAUAUGAACGAAAAUAAGAGCAGCUUCAAUUCUGAUGGAGUUGAAAGAAAUGAUACUAACUUUCCAGAAUUUUCGGCAGAAAAGUUUGUAGACGAAUUACUUACUGAAGGUGAGAAAUUUACUUGUGACGAAACUUCGGAUUCCUACAAUGACCAUUUCGAAAUCCCGCCAUUUUAUGAUGAGAGCUUGUACAAAAAGGGUCAAGACUUUAUCCACAACAACAUAACUAGCUUCCUCGUCACUUCUUUGUUUGGAUUGUUGGCUCUAGGUUGUCGUCCAACUUUAAAAUUGUUGAUAUUGACGCAAAAAUCUUGUACUCCACUGAAAGCAUACAAAAGAUAUUUGGCAACAAAUUUAUACAUGCAGGAUUGGUACAAUCAUGACUUCAAACCAGGAUCGAAAUCUUGGCGUGCACUGGGAAUAGUUCGAAAAAUGCACAACAGCGCCAGCAAAUUGGGCCACCAAAAACUGGAUUACAGGAUCAACCAAAUGGAAAUGGCGAUCACCCAGUUUGGCUUCAUAGGAUUUGCGGUGGUGAGAGGAAAAUACAUUGGAUUGUACGAGGCAUCCGAAGAAGACCUGAAAGGUGUGAUACAUUUGUGGAGGGUCAUAGGAUAUGCUCUUGGAAUAGAAGAUAGAUUCAACAUAUGCAGAGAAUCCGUGAAAGAAACCAAAGAAAUAUUCGAAGAAUUGCUGAAAAGAGUUUUCAUUCCCGGUAUGCAACAAAUAGGUGAAGAUUACUACGAUUCUGCGGAAGCUUUAGUAGGAGGACUUCAAGGCAUGACUCCUGGUCUCCGAUUGGACGUUUUGCUCCAUUUGCUGCACAUGGUUAUGGAUGGACACAAUGACAUCACCAAAUCCGCAAAAGACCAUUUGGCACCGCUGGACGAAUCGGGGCUUGCGAAAUUGAAGUUGUUGAUGAAUAUUCAGUGGGCGAUGCAGUAUCGCGUUUUCAGGUUUUUCAUCGAUAAGUUUUAUUAUUCGAUGAUUUGGUGUUGGAGGAAUUUUCCCAUUGCGGCUUAUUGGAAAUUUGGAAUAAAAGAUGCGAAAAUAAAAAUAUAAAAGCUUGUAUUAUAUCUAUACAUAUAUAAUGCUAGUUUAUGGUUUUUGAAAAUAAACAAAAUUAUAAAUAACGAAUCCAAAUUUUAUUUUGUCAUUUUCU
Phaedon cochleariae (mustard beetle) is the source of this 1261-nucleotide messenger RNA. Lineage: Eukaryota; Metazoa; Arthropoda; Insecta; Coleoptera; Chrysomelidae. The record is from the annotation of a GenBank genome assembly.